Molecule: messenger RNA, 2925 nt
Organism: Cyclopterus lumpus (lumpfish)
Lineage: Eukaryota; Metazoa; Chordata; Actinopteri; Perciformes; Cyclopteridae
Gene: rras2
Product: RAS related 2
Exons: 6
Coding region: 386-994 (202 amino acids)
Biological process (GO): signal transduction
Cellular component (GO): plasma membrane
Molecular function (GO): GTPase activity; GDP binding; GTP binding
Source: RefSeq, a predicted model, not a curated record
AGUGUAGAGGCAGUCACACGCCGCCUGUAGAAGCAGAAGGGCCUCUAGCGCCAGACGUCAGUACUGGUCUGCUCGCUCACUCCUCCUCUCGGAUCCACAGCGCGAGCAUCGCGGUGUCUCGGCAGAAACACGGCGUGGCGUGCGGACAGGCGCCCGUAGCCCCGCAGACCCCUCUCCGUCUCACCGGGCACUCAACGGACUACGUCGACGAGUCGUCGCCUUCUUUCUUUUUGGUACAUAUCUGGGCUCCGUUCCUCGCUCCGGUCUCUCUCGCUGCAGGGCCUCUUCAGUUUACUGGUGGUGGGGGAGAGAGAAUAAAAAGUGGGUGUUUGCUGCUCACUGGUGUUCCGGCGGCGGCGGCGGCGGCGGCGGCGAAGUGUCCUCGAUGGCAGGCUGGAAGGACGGCUCGGUGCAGGAGAAGUAUCGGCUGGUUGUGGUCGGAGGUGGCGGUGUCGGGAAAUCUGCCCUGACCAUCCAGUUUAUCCAGUCAUACUUUGUCACCGACUAUGACCCCACAAUUGAAGACUCUUAUACCAAGCAGUGUGUGAUUGACGAAAGGGCGGCCAGGCUCGACAUCCUCGACACGGCUGGACAGGAAGAGUUUGGAGCCAUGAGAGAACAAUACAUGAGGACAGGGGAGGGCUUCCUGCUCGUCUUCUCAGUCACUGACAGAGGAAGCUUUGAAGAAAUCUACAAAUUCCAAAGACAAAUUCUCAGAGUGAAAGACAGAGAUGAAUUCCCGAUGAUCCUUGUAGGAAACAAAGCAGAUCUGGAACUACAGAGACAAGUAACCCAGGAGGAGGGCCAGCAGCUGGCCAGACAACUGAAGGUCACAUAUAUGGAGGCUUCAGCCAAAAUUCGUAUGAACGUAGACCAGGCUUUCCACGAGCUGGUUAGAGUAAUCAGGAAAUUCCAAGAGCAGGAAUGUCCACCUUCGCCCGAACCUACAAGAAAAGAGAAAGACAAGAGCGGCUGCCAUUGUGUGAUCGUCUGAGGCGGCCUUAUCACUGUAACUCAUGCAGCUACUCUCUACCACCCCACCCACUCUGCCUAACAUCACAUCCUUAGUGGAUGACUGACCGCUGCCUUCUCCUCGUGCAUGACUUCAGACAGCCUUUUCUGAGAUACUUUGACCAGGAAGUGCUGUCCCCAGGACAUCACUAUGGACAACUGACGAUGCCAAAUUUUAACACCACUCUACCUUCAGCCGUAAUCUAAUUCACACGAGAGAGUCCCAACACUAAACAUUGCCUUUCGAAUCAGCCUGACAAAUUAAUGUUUUGUACUCCUGAAGGACUUCUCUUGCCUUGUAGUGACAUUUGUACUUGCUACCGAGAUUGAAUGAAAACUAUAUAUCUAGAAUGUUAAUGCGUUUCUUUAGUUUCCUGCGUGACCAGCGCAAAGAGAUUAUCUUACGAAGCUUUGUGUAUGUUGUGCCAUAUCCACCUUUUACUCCCAUGUGCUAAUCUGCUACUGUACAUAUGUGACAUUUGUUGUGAUUUUCAAAGUGUACUUCUAAUGAUCUAUUAAAUCACCACAGUACAGUGUGUGAGGUUGAGUUUGAUUUUACAUAUAUGAAAGUGAAUAUAUAUAUAUAUACAUAUAUAUUAAAACAAAGUAUGUAUAUAAAUAUAAAGCCUAGACAGCCCUUAAAGCUACAAUGAUAGAACUUUUUGGCAUUUUGCAGUGGAUUCUUCUUCUUCUUUGUCUGUGGUUUAGGCUUUCAUCUCAACUAUGAAGUGUCUACUGUAUUUGAUUUUUUUUUUUUUUUUUUCAAAAGUCUUAUAGAUUGAAGCUUUCUUAUCCUAUGCCAUCUCCUCAAUGUACCUGAAAGUAGCAAAUGUGUCUGAAUUUCUUUCCUCGAAGGUGGCGGUUCAGUCGAAAUUGGACAUCAGAUUUCUCAGAAGCAGUAGAUACAUUUCUUGGUAGCACAUUGUAUAAUCCUUGACAACUAACAUGAUUUCAGAUCAAAACACUGUAUGCUCUAUAUUCAACUCUUUUUAAAUUUGUUGCAAAUCAAGAAGCUUUCAGAGCUCAGUUCAGAUCAUUCCAAUGUAAUGAAUCUCCUCUGUCAAACAUUUAGUCUACGAUUCAGAUCAAAUAUCUGUCCUAUCAUUCCAAUAACACAGUGCCAAUGUAUUUGUUUUGUGUUCCUCGAUUAUUCUGCUACAUUACUUUUCCCCCCCCAAUGAUCUGUCGCAUUGGAAAACCAGGAAAAGUGGAAGCGGUGAGAUGCACAUCGUAAAACAGUCGGUCUCCAAUGGGACUCAAAAUCAACCGGACCUGCCACCUGUGGAGCUUUCAUCCACACAGACACAACACACUUCUGUAGUUCUGUUUGGGCAUAUCAAUGAAGUACUGCAGUUUGUUUUUCAUAUCAUCAUCGUGUGAUAUAAACAACAAGAAAAUCAGAUGAUGGAAAUAUUGGACUUGAUUAAAUGUUUCUACUCUACUUUUAUACAUUAUUUUCUUAUCAAACUAGUUGACAAGUAUUUUUAUAUGUUUAUAAGUGAGUACACAUUCACAGCAUAGCUGUGCAUAUAUGUAAAGAGGGAUAUUUAAUUCUCCUAAUUAUUUUAAACUGAGGCCCAAAUUUACAAAAUGAAAUUAUUCACCCAGAUGUGACAAAUAAUGUGAUUUCUUGUUGGGGCUUAUUAAUGGAGAAUAUAUUGAUAUUUAAAUGGUUCACCACCAGCUCAGAGCCUAACAUGCUAGGUGGGAGAGGGUCUUAGAAAUGUAAAAGCUUAAAGUCCUGUGGAUGAAUUAUUAUAAUCACUGAGAUUUGAAAUACCUACUUCCCAUCGUAACACAAGUCCUAGUAUACAUCCAAAUCAUACUGUUUUUUUCUGCUUUUUCGUCCAUAUCAAUGUGUUUUGCCCUGUGUCUAGCUUUUGGUGCUACAAUAAAAUCUGUCAUUGAGCCAGA